AUGUCGGGUGUUGGCUUCGAGCUUGGUAAAGUUCAACGCUUCUUGAGCGAGCAAGGCUGCACCUGGAUUUUCAAUACACCUCAUUCCUCCCACAUGGGUGGCGUGUGGGAACGCAUGAUAGGCAUGGCUCGCCGGAUCCUGGAUUCAAUGCUUCUGAACGACGGCUCUCCUCGCUUCUCCCAUGAGGUCUUGACCACAUUCCUAGCAGAAGUGACCGCCAUUAUAAACGGCAGACCAUUGGUUCCAGUCUCCUCUGAUCCCGAAUGUCCCCCAGUGCUCUCCCCUGCAAUGAUCCUGACGCAGAAACGUACGUCGUCAACAGCACCUCCAGGAGAUUUUAAAAGUCUUCAUGUGAAGCAUGUGGGGGGCGCUGAUAACCCGGCAACUUCCGCGCGAUAG
This is a messenger RNA of Ornithodoros turicata, 399 nucleotides long. RefSeq lists its product as uncharacterized. The transcript has a single exon. Gene Ontology annotation, molecular function: nucleic acid binding. The coding region runs from base 1 to 399 and encodes 132 amino acids. The record is from RefSeq and is a predicted model, not a curated record. Lineage: Eukaryota; Metazoa; Arthropoda; Arachnida; Ixodida; Argasidae.